AUGUGGGAGGUGGUGGCAUCCACGCUUGGCCUCGAGGCCGACGCGAGCGGCCGCGCCGUGGAGGGGGCGGGCCUCGCGAAGCUCAGGGCGCGCGCCAUGCUGCUGUCCUUGGAGAACAUCGGGGGCCGCCAGGCCGCGUGGCCAAUGGCAGUGCAGCAGGCGGCGUGGCGUGACCGCGCGAAGGCGCAAGGGCGUAUGGUGAGGCCCCUGGCACUCGGCGACCGGGUGGCGUCGCGCGUGAAGGGCGCGCCUCGGUCGAUGCUGGCCGAGAGGGCCGCGGACCUGGAGUCGCUGAGCGCGCGGCUCGUUGGCCGCGAGAGCGUCGAGCAGAAGCGACUGGAGCCCAGGUGGAUCAUCGAGUCUUCCAGCUCCUUCGCGGCGGCGCCCAAGGCGCCGCCUGCUGCCGGCGCGCUGCUGGCGAUGGUCCCAUCGUUGGAGGCCUUUUCUGGGGUGUUCCAGGAGGUUUUCGGGGCCGCCGAAAGCGGCGCGGGCGCUCUCGGCGAGGUGGCGCCAGAGGACAUCGGUUGCCCAGCGUGCAGAGGGCAGCGCGGGGGCCGCGCGAGGGGCGAGCCUUGUCGCCUUGGACCGCUCCUCCGAGACGGCGGCGGUGGAGUUUUGAUCGCGGCGGCGGCGAUGCAUAUUCGUGCCCGGCGUGCCGAGGGCGUCGCGUGGGUCAUGCUCGCGGCCGCCCUUGCCGACGAGGCGGGGGGCCAGGGGUUGGCGAGCGCCGGCUUCCGCGAGGAGCGCGAGGGCUGGGGGCGGGCGCCCCUGGAAGGAGUGGGCUCGUUGCGGGGGAAGGGCGCGUGCUGGCCCGUCGGCGCUCGAGAGCGCUGUGGCCUCCGUGCCCCGGUCAUUGUGCCGAUGUCGACGGCCUUCGCCAAGAAGCCCCCUGGCGAGGCGAGGGGGUUCUACGCCGCGAGUGUCGACAUUGGAUCGUCGCGGGCGCCCUUCGCCCUGGCUGCGACGAGCGCGUGGCGCGUCGGAGCCCUCGGCGUUGAGGCGCGGCGCGCCCAGAUAGCGAUCUGUGAGCUCCAGGCAUCGCCCCGGGCGCGGGCUGAGAAACAGGGCCGCGAGCUCCUGAAGAUGACGGUUGAGCUCGAUGGCUGCCGAUGCCAGCUGCAGCGGUCGUCUGCCGACCCAGCUGUCUGGGCGGCUCGCGACCAGGAGACCGACCAGACGUUGGGCCUGCUCCUCGCGCGCGUGGGCGACUUCAUCCUGGUGGGCCCGAAGGGCUUGGUUGAGGACCUCAAUGCUGCGGCGUCGGAGGCCCUGAUGAUAGGCGAGCGGGCCCUUCGAUAUUGGGCUGGCAGCCGCGGCUUCGGUCUGCUUUGCGCGGCAGGCAGCGCGGGCGACACCGAAGAGACCGACGAGAUUGUGCUCGAGGUGUACACCGAUGCUUCGAUGGGGGAGGCCGGCGCCCAGAGCGUGGCGGCGCCCGCCACGUUCGGCCAGGUCGUGGAUUGCAGGAGCACCCGCCAGGCGGUGGGGCCAUUCAGCACCGCCAAGGCGGAAGUCGAAGAAAAUGCGGUCGGGGAGACGAUGCUGGCGGCUACGAGGGCUACCCUGGAAUCGCUGGGAUCCCUGGUGUCGCCGGAGAUGCUGGUCGACAGCGCGGCUGCGAACUUGGCGCCGUCAGGGCAGGGGUUGUGGACGGCCAGGCCUCUGACUACAAAGGCGCGCGCGGUGCGGUCGCGCGCGCAGAGAGGUUUCCUGAUGAUUACUCAGGUAGGCACCGCUGACCAGCGAGCCGAUGGGUUGACCAAGUCAGGCGGCCCGAAGGCAGUCGCCAUCUCCAGUGCACCCGUGCGCGCCGCGCAGCGCGCCGCGCCGGCAGAGCAGCAGCGGGCGCGGCGUGCGCGGGGCGCCGGGCGCCGCGUGCGCGCGCGGGCGAUGGGCGGCUCACUGGCGCCCGCGUGCGCGGCGGAGCACCCGCUGGCGCGCUGCGCGCCGGAGUGGGCCAGCGGGGAUGCGCCCGACGGGGUCUGCGGGCGGGGCCGGCGGAGGGCGGGCGGGAAGUUUGUGGACCCGAACUUCAGGCUGGAGGCGACGACGUGGAUCCGGCUGCCCGACCUGCUCGAGAUGAACGGCUGCCUGGAGGCCGGGGACCUUGAGGGCACCCCGCGCCUGGUCUGGGACGACUGCAUCGAGCCCGGCGACCUGACGCAGGGCGGCUUGGGCAACUGCUGGCUAGUGUUCCCGCACGCCGUGCGGGAGCUCUUCGUGGAGGUGGACGUGGCCCGGGGCAGGUAUGUCGUCCGGCUCUACGACAUGGACAGGGCCGCUUGGGAGAAUGUGGAGGUCGACGACUUCAUCCCGUGCACCCGGGAGGAGGACUGGAGCAGGCUCAAGGUCACCUCGGGCGCCGACGGGGGCAGGCGCUACAGGCACGAGGACGUCUACGACCAGAGGGGCCGCAAGAAGGUGCCCGGCAAGUGGGCGGUGGCCAAGUUCGUGGGCUGCUACGCCCACCUCGCCGGCGGGUCCGAGCCCUACGCCCUCAGCGCCUUCACCGGCUUCCCCCUGGUCUACUGCUUCGCGCGGCCACCGGCAGGCGCCGACGAGGCGAAGGCGGCGCUCGGGCGGUGGGACCGGCACGGCUCUCAGCACUUCGGCCGAGGCGUCACGGGGCACGCCCUCGCGGAGGUGGACGGGGCGGAGGCGCCGCUCAACGACAGGGAGAUGUGGGCGAAGGUCAUCAAGUACGAGGCGCAGAACUACCUGAUGACGAGCUCGAUCACCAAGUUCCAGCAGCCCGAGAGCACCCGCGGUUUCUUCAGGCCAGACGGCCUCGUGCUCGGUCACGCGUACUCGCUGAUCAGUGGCAAAACUGCUGUCAAGAGCAACGGGGACGUUGUGAGCCUCGUCCUGCUUCGCAAUCCACACGGUGACGUGACAGAGAGUGAGGACGGAGUGUUUGACAGCCACUGGAGGGGUGCGUGGUGCAAUGGGUCUGCGAAUUGGGUCAAGCACCCGGAGGUGGCGGUGCAGGCAUCGGGGAUCUUUACUCCACCUAUCAGGCCAAACCUUCCGUCUGUCCUCCUCCGUCAUGCAGGCCCUACAGAUGUAUAG
Molecule: messenger RNA, 3069 nt
Organism: Prorocentrum cordatum
Lineage: Eukaryota; Dinophyceae; Prorocentrales; Prorocentraceae
Source: the annotation of a GenBank genome assembly